Messenger RNA from Drosophila willistoni, 1959 nucleotides. It is a transcript of the gene ppk18, whose product is annotated as sodium channel protein Nach. Gene Ontology annotation, biological process: sodium ion transmembrane transport. Gene Ontology annotation, molecular function: ligand-gated sodium channel activity. The annotation marks the transcript as partial. The record is from RefSeq and is a predicted model, not a curated record. The transcript is spliced from 8 exons. Gene Ontology annotation, cellular component: membrane. Lineage: Eukaryota; Metazoa; Arthropoda; Insecta; Diptera; Drosophilidae.
GCCCUGAAGAAAGGUAUAAAGAGACAGAACUUUGAUUCACAAGGGAUUCAAUCUAAAAUGGAGACUCAUCGUCGUUUGUUCAAAGAGUUUUUAAGUAAAAGUUAUAUUAAUGGUUUGCAACUUUUGGUUUAUCAAUCACCUGUACGCUAUGCAAAAACACUUUGGUUAAUCUUUCUGGCUGUUAUUGUGAUAUGGACUCACAUUAUUAUUGUGAAUCUCACACAGGAGUAUCUAGUGCAACCAACUGAAAUACACAUGUCACCCAAUUUGGUUCAUGUAUCGAAUAGCCCAUUUCCGGCUAUUGGUGUUUGUACAGCAAAUAAAAUAAGUAAAAGUCUACUCAAGAGUUAUGCCAUCAAAAUCUAUCAACAACAACAACAACAGGCGAUAAAUUCUAGUGACUCCCCGCAGUUGGCCCUAAAUGCCGACGACAUGGCUCAACGUUUACUUGUACUCACUGAAUUCUAUUUAAAUCCACACGAUGAACCCCAGUUGGAUAACUUGGAGUUAACACAACUCCAUUGGCUACUCUCCAGCUAUUACAAUGAUACUGAGUACUCGGUGCGGGAUAUCUUGCGUCACUUAUCACCCGAUUGCAGUGAACUGGUAAUCAGAGGCAUUGUCUUUGGUGCCCCCGUGAAUACCAGCCAAUUGUUUAUCAAACGUCCCACAUCGACUAGUGUGUGCUGCAUAUUUAACUAUCACAGACGCAGUUACUCCCGGAUUGAAGCUCAGCGUGCUGAGGAUGAUGCAGAAAUGUCAGCUGUACCCAAUGUGGUCUUUGAAUCCAAUUCCAUAUUGAAUAGUGUUCAAUUUGUGUUACAAGAUAUGCCGGAGGACGAAUAUACCUAUACUUACUUGAGCAAUAAUGCCUUUCAGCUUAAAAUUUUUCCCCAAGAGGAUUACGCUUCUGUACAGUCGACAGCGUUGGGUGAAAUUUUGGUUGAUCAUAAUACAAUUGUGGAAAUACCCAUACAACCUAAAUUCUUUGAUGCCAGCGAAUCAUUACGUCAUAUAUCGCCACAAACGCGUUAUUGCUAUUAUCCCGAAGAGGGUAGACACCUUUUGAACCAAUCCUAUUACUCCUUGGAUGAGUGUCUCUUGUUUUGUCGGGUGGAAAGCAUGUUGAAUCAUUGCGGUUGUGUCUCACCGCCCAUGGCUGGUAGUGCUAUUAAUUUAAAAUUUUGCACUCUACCCGAUUUGCCAUGCCUCAUGAAGUGGAAAAAGAUCUGGUAUGGUUACAAUGAGUUUUCCUAUGUAGAUGAUGGAAUCGAUCAAGCAGCCCAACGGCAAUGCGAACAAUGUUUGCCCACCUGUGAUGGCGUUUCCUUUGAUAUAACCAGCAAUGUUGCACCUUUAAGAAAUAUAAUACGACCCACGGGUUAUCUAACAGGAUUAUUGAAAGGCUUGACCAACAAGCGUCCUUUGGCCAUUAUAAAACUCUAUUUUAAAUUGCGCUUCGCUCAAGAAACGAAAACGGAAAUUGUCAGCACUUGGGUAGUUCUAUUAAAUCGUUUUGGUGGCAUUCUUUCUCUGAUGUAUGGUUUCAGCAUUGUUAGUUAUAUAGAAAUUGUCUAUUAUCUAACGGGCAAAUGGUUUGUUUACAUUUUCAGAGCGUUUCAUAGUAAAAAAGUAUUCAUAAAUAAGUCCUUAUUGCCCACGAACUUAUUAUACUGGCAAGAAGUAGUACCAAAGGGACUAAAAUAUCCUUUAAAUCUACAAGAAAUGCAACAUAUAUAGAAGCAAUCAAAAUGUUUCAAAUGAAGGCUAUUAAAACUCAUAGAUAAUACAAUAAGUUAUAAACUAUACUAUAUAAAACACAUUUGAAAUGGAAGAUAAUAUGUAUGUAAAAGAAUUUUAGUUGAAUUUAUACACAUUAUAGAAACUGAUAGAGGAAGGUAGAUAGAUCUGCAUGGUUCAUAAACCCUACUCAAAAACAGAUUUGAAAUUGAAUCCAAU